UAUAUCUCCUCCUCCUCCUCCUGCGCGUAUCAUCGUCCCCUUCCCAGUCCGACAGCCAAGAUGCCGCCCAAGUUUGAUCCGUCGCAGGUUGUUGAGGUGUACGUGCGGGUGACGGGAGGUGAGGUCGGCGCGGCAUCUUCCCUUGCCCCCAAAAUCGGUCCGCUCGGUCUUUCUCCCAAAAAGAUUGGUGAGGACAUCGCCAAGGAAACCGCCAAGGACUGGAAGGGUCUGCGCGUAACCGUUAAACUGACGGUUCAAAACCGUCAGGCUAAGGUGGCUGUGGUUCCCUCCGCAGCCGCUUUAGUCAUCAAGGCGUUGAAAGAGCCCGAGCGCGACAGAAAGAAGACGAAGAACAUUAAGCAUAGUGGAAACAUCUCACUUGAUGAUGUUAUUGAGAUUGCGAAAGUCAUGAGCCCACGGUCCAUGGCGAAGGACUUGAGCGGCACGGUGAAAGAGAUUUUGGGUACUUGUGUUUCCGUCGGUUGUACCGUCGACGGAAAGGAUCCGAAGGAUUUGCAGCAGGAGAUCACCGAUGGAGACGUUGAGAUUCCUCAGGAUUGAGUUUUUAAUGGAUUUUGUCUGGAACCUUAAGCCCCCUAGGUUUCGAAUUUUGCUUUAAAACUCUUCUUUUUAAAUCUAAUUUCGUAUUGUGAUGGCAAUGACUAUAUGUGUGUGUUUUCGAUUUUGCUUUACGGUUAUAUCAUGCAUAAUUGAAUUGCUAUAAUCUUCUAUA
Andrographis paniculata is the source of this 733-nucleotide messenger RNA. RefSeq names its product 60S ribosomal protein L12. Gene Ontology annotation, cellular component: ribosome; cytosolic large ribosomal subunit. NCBI's taxonomy places the organism in Eukaryota, Viridiplantae, Streptophyta, Magnoliopsida, Lamiales, Acanthaceae. The transcript has a single exon. The record is from RefSeq and is a predicted model, not a curated record. Gene Ontology annotation, molecular function: large ribosomal subunit rRNA binding; structural constituent of ribosome. The coding region runs from base 61 to 561 and encodes 166 amino acids. Gene Ontology annotation, biological process: translation.